This is a messenger RNA of Funneliformis geosporum, 752 nucleotides long. Lineage: Eukaryota; Fungi; Glomeromycota; Glomeromycetes; Glomerales; Glomeraceae. The record is from the annotation of a GenBank genome assembly.
CCCUUCCCAGGUAUAGACCGAGAUAUUGUUGCGGUAAAGUCGAACAAUCUGUAAUGAUAUGCGGAGAUAUUCAACCCUUAACCUCAGUAAAAUUAGAAAAAUGGCUUCUAAAAGAAACGCCCGUUCCGUUUACCCAUAUACGCAAAGAUAUAGGAUUGGGUUACGGCUUCAUUCACUUUAACAAUAUAAUUCUAUCAAGCAAAUUUUUUAACUGGGCCAAAGAUCGAAAACUUCAAUUUUCAUCGAGAAAUAUAAGAUUUUUGCCUUCAUUUUAUUUUGGUACAAGAAGGAGAGUAAAUUACUUGACACCAGAGAGUAUCAAUAAUAUAAUUUCCAAAAACAUCGUCCGCGAUAACACUGCCACAAUUAUCGAUCCUGUUGAUCGUAAUGAUUUUGAACUUCGUGAGAAAGACCAGGACAUUCGUGACCGUGAUCGUGACCGUGACGUUCUUGACUGUGAUCGUGACCGUGACGUUCUUGACUGUGAUCGCGACCGUGAUCGUGACCGUGACGUUCUUGACUGUGAUCGCGACCGUGAUCGUGACCAUGACGUUCUUGACUGUGAACGAGACCGUGAAAGAGAUCGGGACAUUCAUGGCUAUAAACGAGACUGCCCGGCAACAGUUCUCGCAGACUUUGCUGAGGAGAUCGAAAAUUCCUCAUAUGACAUUUUACUAAAGUAUAAUAUUGAUAUAGAAAGCAUUCCGCAGGAGCACGCAUUACAAAACAUCAAGUGGUGCAAUAUCGUUUGA